This is a messenger RNA of Ochlerotatus camptorhynchus, 309 nucleotides long. RefSeq lists its product as uncharacterized. Gene Ontology annotation, molecular function: DNA binding; structural constituent of chromatin; protein heterodimerization activity. The coding region runs from base 1 to 309 and encodes 102 amino acids. Lineage: Eukaryota; Metazoa; Arthropoda; Insecta; Diptera; Culicidae. The record is from RefSeq and is a predicted model, not a curated record. Gene Ontology annotation, cellular component: nucleus; nucleosome. The transcript is spliced from 2 exons.
AUGAAUGGUAGUAACCCUCUUCUGGUCGCGAUUGCGUUCAACGUAUCCACAUCGUAUAAUGGCCACACCAAGCAGACCGCUCGUAAGUCCACCGGAGGAAAGGCUCCUCUCAAACAGAUGGCCACCGGAGGAGUGAAGAAGUCUCAUCGCUACCGGCCAGGAACUGUCGCUCUGCGUGAGAUUCGUCGUUACCAGAAAUCGACCGAGCUGCUGACUGCAAGUUGCCUUGUUCGUGAAAUCGCCCAGGACUUCAAGACCGAUCUGCGCUUCCAGAGCUCGGCCGUUAAUGGCCCUACAGGAAUCCAGUGA